Messenger RNA from Epinephelus fuscoguttatus (brown-marbled grouper), 3695 nucleotides. It is a transcript of the gene ints3, whose product is annotated as integrator complex subunit 3. NCBI's taxonomy places the organism in Eukaryota, Metazoa, Chordata, Actinopteri, Perciformes, Serranidae. Bases 248 to 3346 code for a protein of 1032 amino acids. Gene Ontology annotation, cellular component: cytoplasm. The record is from RefSeq and is a predicted model, not a curated record. The transcript is spliced from 29 exons.
UUCUCGGUGCGGAAGUCCGUUAUGUUCCUGAGCUCGGUCACGGAGCGGGACUCGGAGUCAGAACGACCCUAAAAUAAGUUUUUAAAAACACGCCGUUACCGACCGAACCGGCUCACACGGAGGCUCCGGUACCGACAGGAGCCCCACAGUUUCCGGUACACCGGCAGAACCAGUCAGAGCGACCCCUGAACCCGGAGUCCCGCUCCUUCGCAGCUCCGCGGGGCCCGGCGAGGCGCGGCGGGAGGAGAUGGAGCCCGCACCGGCGAAGGCGAAGCCGCAGGGCCGGCUACUGGUGUCCACCCAGCUGGACGCUAAAGACGAGCUGGAGGAGAGAUUGGAGCGUUGCGUUGGAAUCGUCCAGUCGUUGACCAAUGGGCUGUCAGACAGAGAAGCCAAUGACGCGCUCACCGGCAACGUGUGUAAAGGUCAGCAGCAGCAUGAGGAGGUGUGUCUGGGUCUUUUCACUUUGGUCCUCACAGAACCCGCCCAGGCCCAGAGGUGUUACAGGGACCUGACGCUGCUCACCAGAGACGGGAUGAACGUGGUACUGGUGAAGAUCAACCAGAUCCUGAUGGAGAAGUUCCUCAAGCUGCAGGACGUCCCCAGAACCCAGCUGGUGUGGCUGGUCAGAGAGCUGGUGAAGAGUGGCGUGAUGGGAGCCGACGGUGUCGUCAUGACGCUGCUCAAACAGAUCGCAGGAGGAGACAUUUCCACCAAAAACCUGUGGUUGGCUGAGAGCGUCCUCGACAUCUUGCUGGACCAAAAGGAGUGGGUGUUGAAGAGCGGGAUGCUGAUUGCCAUGUCGGUCUACACCUACCUGCGCCUCAUCGUGGACCACGGAGCACCAAACCUGCUGACUCUGCGUCAGAAAGAGGUCGACUACUGCAUCGGCAUGCUGAGGGAGAAGUUCAUGGAGUGUCUGAUCAUCGGCAGAGAUCUGGUUCGUCUGCUGCAGAAUGUCGCUCGGAUACCGGAGAUGGAGCUGGUGUGGAAAGACCUGCUGCAUAACCCCCAAGUCCUCAGUCCUCAGUUCACAGGUGUUCUUCAGCUGCUCACCGCUCGAACUUCCAGGAAGUUUCUGGCGUGUCGUCUCACACCUGACAUGGAGACCAAGCUGCUGUUCAUGACCUCCAGGGUACGUUUCGGGCAGCAGAAGCGGUAUCAGGACUGGUUCCAGAGACAGUACUUGUCCACAGCAGAGAGCCAAUCACUGCGCUGCGAUCUGAUUCGUUACAUCUGUGGUGUGGUCCAUCCGUCCAAUGAGGUGCUGAGCUCCGAUAUCCUGCCGCGCUGGGCCAUCAUUGGCUGGUUGCUCACCACCUGCACGUCGAACGUUGCCGCCUCCAACGCCAAGCUGGCGCUCUUCUAUGAUUGGCUGUUCUUCAACCCGGAGAAAGACAGCAUCAUGAACAUAGAGCCAGCCAUCUUAGUGAUGCAUCACUCCAUGAAGCCUCAUCCCGCCAUCACUGCCACGCUGCUGGACUUCAUGUGCCGGAUCAUCCCUCACUUCUUCCCUCCGUUGGAGUCUCAGGUCCGUCAGGGCGUCUUCAACUCGCUGACCUUCAUCAUGGAGAAGAGAGUGCUGGCUCACCUCGCUCCACUCUUUGAUAACCCAAAAUUGGACCGAGAGCUGCGAUCGAUGCUCCGAGAGCGUUUCCCUGAGUUCUGCAGCGCACCCUCGCCCCCGACUGAAGUCAAAAUGGAGGAGGCUGUUUCCUUGGAGUUGGACAACCAUGUGUUGGACAAGGAGGAGGGUUGCUAUGACAACACAGAGGCCGCCUUCAGCGACGACGAGGAGGAGGUCAACAACAAAGGAAAGAAGAGGGAGUUCAGGUUCCAUCCAAUCAAAGAGGCUGUGGUUGAGGAGCCCGCUGACAUCACACCCUGGCUCGACCAAUUAGACGACACCAUGAAGGAGAAAGUCCAGCAGCUGCAGAAGACCAGUGACACCGAGACUCAGUGUGAGGUCAUGCAGGAGAUCGUGGACCUGAUCCUGGAGGAGGACUUUGACACGGAGCAGAUGUCUGCUCUAGCGUCCUGUCUGGCGGAGCUGUUUAAAGAUCACUUCAGAGGAGACGUGCUGCCGGAAGAGAUCACUGAGGAGUCCCUGGAGGAGUCGGUGUCCAAACCGGUCUGCCUGGUCUUCAGGAACCUGGUCACCAUGCAGGAGGACAACAGUGGCUUCUCAGUGCUGCUCGACAUGUUGGCAGAGUUCUACCAGAAACAGCCCAAGAUCGGAUAUCACCUGCUGUACUACCUCAAAGCCAGUAAAGCGGCGAACGGGAAGAUGAUGCUGUACGAGUCCUUUGCUCAGGCGACAGCGCUCGGCGACCUGCACACCUGUCUGAUGAUGGACAUGAAGGCGUGCCAGGAGGACGACGUCCGGCUGCUCUGCUACCUCACCCCCUCCAUCUACUCUGAGUUUCCAGACGAGACGUUAAGAAGCGGCGAGCUGCUCAACAUGAUCGUCGCCGUCAUCGACUCCACACAGCUGCAGGAGCUGAUGUGUCACGUGAUGAUGGGGAACCUGGUGAUGUUCAGGAAAGACUCGGUCCUCAACAUCCUCAUUCAGUCCCUGGACUGGGAGACUUUUGAGCAGUACAGCACCUGGCAGCUGUUCCUGGCUCACAGUAUUCCUCUGGAGACCAUCAUUCCCAUCCUGCAGCACCUCAAAUACAAAGAACAUCCAGAGGCCUUGUCCUGUCUGCUGCUGCAGCUCCGCAGAGAGAAGCCCAGUGAGGAGAUGGUGAAGAUGGUCUUGAGUCGUCCCUGUCAUCCCGAGGACCAGUUCACCACCAGCAUCCUGAGACACUGGGCGUCCAAGUACGACGACACGCUGGGAGAACACAUCAAGGCCCAGCUGAUCAAGAACAACAACCAGCCCCGCAAGAGACAGAGGUGGGGACAGGGGACACGUGGGGGACACAAGAGACAGAGUCUCCGCAGCUCCAGCAGUAAACUGGCUCAGCUGACCCUGGAACAGAUCCUGGAGCACAUGGACAACCUGAGACUGAGUCUGAGCAACACCAAGAACAACUUCUUCACUCAGACCCCGAUCCUUCAGGCACUGCAGCACGUCCAGGCGAGCUGUGACGAAGCACACAAGAUGAGGUUCAGCGACCUGUUCGCGCUGGCGGAGGAGUACGAGGACUCUCAGUCGAAGCCUCCCAAGUCUCGCCGUAAGGCUCCGGCUUCCUCACCACGCUCCAGGAAGGGAGCGGCUCCGCCCACCAACAACGAGGAGGAGAGUGCCUCCAGCAGCGCCUCGGAGGAGGAGGACUCAAAGCCCAAAGCGCCGAAGAGGAAGAGGAAAGGCUCGUCAGCGGUCGGCUCCGACAGCGACUGACGGAACCCUCUGACCAAUCACAUGCCAGCUGCGCCACAGGGACCGUCAGCCAACCAGCCGCUCUGACACUGGAAGAGGCCCCGCCCCUUCCGAUUACACGCACUGACUGCUGCCGUGGGAGGGGCGGGGCUCUGAGGCGCCACAGACUUUGAAAUCCAUGUGAUGAACGGACUGUUGCUGUUUCCAUGGAGACGAGGACUGACUGAGCUCAGGGUCACAUGUCACGGUGUGGUUACUCUCCCAUGAUGCACCACGAACUCUGGAACAGUGACUGAUUUUAAUACACGAUGAUGAUGAUGAUGAUGACGAGUGUGGUUGUUUGUUGUACUUCCUGUUCGCUUUAUGUCGG